This is a messenger RNA of Rotaria sp. Silwood2, 1020 nucleotides long. The record is from the annotation of a GenBank genome assembly. Lineage: Eukaryota; Metazoa; Rotifera; Eurotatoria; Philodinida; Philodinidae.
AUGGAAUAUUCAAGCAUUGAAUUCAAUAAUUUAUCUGAUGAAAUCUUUAUGAUUAUUUUCAAAAAACUCAACAAUCUUGAUGUACUUUAUUCUUUACAAGGUGUCAAUCAGCGAAUCAAUAAAAUUAUUAAGGAUCCAAUAUUUACAAAUCGUUUGACUUUUGUUAAAUGGUUAUCAGAUAGUUUUAUCGAUCUAAUUUGUUGUGAUGUGAUAGUCGAUCGGCUUUGUUUACAAAUUUUACCAGAAAUUCAUCAUAAAAUCAAAUGGCUUGAUCUUGAAUCAUCAUCUAUGACACAUGUUUUAUAUGCUGCCCAUUAUCCUAAUUUACAUAGUCUCGGGCUUUAUUAUAUUCAUGAAGAGUCACUUCGAUGUCUUUUUACUGAUGAAACUUUUUCGCCUGGUACAUUCAAAAAACAAAUUACAACACUUUUAAUUACAAUUGAUAAUAAUAAGGAGACACGAGAGAUCGUACAUUAUACGAAUCAUCGUAUAAAAAAACGUCUUCGAUUAUUUUUUGACGAUCCACCUCCUCCUACAUUUCGUUCUUCAACACUUCUAAAAUUGAGUGUUAGAUUACAAGGUAUUGAUGAUUGUCUUCAUCUUCUCGAUGGUCGUUUUAAUCAACUUCACACAGUCUAUGUUGAUUUGCUUAAUCUUCAUUGUUCACAUGAAAUUCAAAAUCAACAAUUUCAUGAAUUGAGCAAUAAUAAUGAAAAUUUAUCUGUUAUAAAAUACUCUGUUCUUAAUGAACUUAUUAUUAUCGAUGUUCAUGAUGAUUAUAUCGAAGAAUUCCUGCUUGAUACUACAACGAAUUUACCAAAUAAUAUUUUUCUUUGUGUCAAGUAUGAAUCAUUGAAACGAGUAACACAUAAUUUCACAAGAGAUGCUACACGAAUUAAUUGUGCCAAAAUAAAUGAAUUAGAAUUCUUUUCUGAGACAAAAUGUUCGAAUUAUUUACAAGAAUAUUUUCCUUAUGCAAAAAUAUGUUACUCAACAACAUUUGCCAAGACAAAACAAUAA